AGUGAAGAAAACCAGCACUGACAGGAAAACGCCUUCAGUGCAACUCACUUCCGAUCAGUGUCAAGUUCACUGUCGUCUAACUGUUAACUGUUGAGAAGUGAAGACUGAUGACACGUUUUUAAGGCACAGCAACCGUAGCACACUCAGAGAAGGUGUUGGAAUUUUUCUUGGGAUUAAAGUGAUCAAACUGGAUAUACCUCAUGGACAGCCAAGUUAGCAAUCUGCUGAAAGAGGGCGAGUGACGUCACUAUGUGGAGUUGUGUAGGUUCUAAUGGAACAGUAAAGAGUGUGGACCAGCAGUUCUGCUACGACCUUGAACUGGUCUUUUCCAUCCUCUCCAUCAUUUACCUCAUCAUCUGCUUCCCUUUCAGCAUCUGCUACAACUCCUUGCUGGUCCUUGUCAACCUCUACAACAAGCCGGCAAUGACUAUGCCUGAUGUAUACUUUGUCAACAUAGCGAUCGCAGGCCUUAUCCUCAGUGUUGUGGCCUUGAUACAGCUGCUGGGGCCAGACAAUCCACAGUGGGCCGUAUGGACAUUCAAUAGGGAAGUUUACAUCACCUUGCUAAUAUUGUUUAACAUCUCAGCAUUGGUGACCAUGUACUCUACCACAUUGCUCAGCUUGGAUUACUACAUUGAGCAAGCUUUGCCAAGAACUUACAUGUCCAGUGUCUACAAUACCAAGCACGUCUGUGGGUUCAUCUGGGGAGGGGCUGUCCUCACCAGCUUUUCAUCCCUUCUGCUGUAUGUGUGCAGCCAUGUUCCCAAGAUAAUCGAGUGUUCAAAAAUACAGAAUAAAGAAGUGGCGGAUACCAUCAUGGUGUUUAUCGGUUUCUUUGUCCCUGCUAUAGCAGUGCUGUACGCCUUAAUACUGAUUCUCAGAAUACGGAACCAAUCCACUCCUCUUGAUCAAGAUUCUGCAAGGCUGGAUCCUUCUACACACAAGUUGCUGGUGGCUACAGUCUGCACUCAGUUCAUACUGUGGACCCCUUAUUACAUGACUCUGUUAGUUCACAUCACAUUUAACCCUAAAGGAUCAGACUCAAUAACGCAGUAUCACAUUUACUAUUUUGUUAAGGGCUUAUCCAAGCUGCUGGCUUAUUCAUGCAGCUUUGUUAUACCACUGCUCUACACUUACAUGCACAAAAACUUUACCAACAAACUGAGGCAGCUAGUCAGAAAACUGGACUGUUGGACUGAAAGAUGCUGUCACCAACACUCAGAGUUGCAGCAACAAGUCUUUCUGAGCUAGGGCUAAGGUUCCUUCAAACGGUGUGCGUCUUCACAAAUCAAGGUGGAAUAAAAAAAUAUUGCAGUACUGGUCCUAACAGCAACAGCCCUGCAGCACCUGAUAUUAACUACAGCAUAAGUUGAACGAUUCCAUCAUAAUGGAGUUCUGUAGAUUAAAGAGAUCCAAUACCAUUUCAUCAUGCAACAUUACUCUGGCCUGUAUUAACCAAUUCCCUAAGCUCAAUACUCAGUCCAGCAAUGGAAUAUAUUUUUAGGUGUUUGUGAUGAUUCUUUGCAUCCAAAGCUGUGUCAACAGUUAGUGGAAUGGCAAGCUAGCAAAAAUGGUGAAACCAAACAAUCAAAAGGCUUGAAUGUGCUGUCCUACUAUCUCCAAUCAAAAGGCUUGUCUGCAUCAGGCCCAAUGAAAGUGUUUUGUUUGGCUGAGUAACAAACAAAAAAAACCUGUCAAUCAGGCCUUGAAUCAGGGUCUACCAUCUGUAUGUCUUGAAGCAACAGGAAUAGUUGAUGAGAGUCCCAAGGGGUGAAGAAUGCUUCCAGUUGUGAUAAGCUGCUCAGACAGGGUGACCAGUGAACUCUGCCCACCAUUCAGAAUACUACUCAACUAAAGUCGACCAACUGAAUGAUUUGUUUGUGUGUUUGGAAGGCUGUCUUGCUGAAAGUCUCAUCAAAGUGAAAAAGUCAGAAGUCAAUAUAGAACAUGUUCAAUGAUGGGACAUCUUAAACCAUUGUGAUAUAAGCAGAAGUCAUUUUUGACAGUGAAUUUCAAUGAAGAUCUCCACAACUGAGCCUAUUCAGACACAUCAAAACUGUCAAUGACCCAAUGGACUGUGGUCAGCUUCACAAACAGACAAAGACAUAAUUUAUCAUUGCUACCAUUCCAUCUGUUAAAUGUGUGGUAUCAUUGUUAACUAAUUUGUGAAUGAUAACUUUGCAUUUGUAGAUACAUAACUGUUGACCACAGUUACUAGACAAAGCACGAAAGUAUGAAAUAGUCCAAUGCUAUUUAUUAUCAUUGCAUUUUAAAUAAAGAGAGAUAUAUUCAA
Rhincodon typus (whale shark) is the source of this 2293-nucleotide messenger RNA. RefSeq names its product G protein-coupled receptor 146 (gene gpr146). Gene Ontology annotation, molecular function: G protein-coupled receptor activity. Gene Ontology annotation, biological process: G protein-coupled receptor signaling pathway. The transcript is spliced from 2 exons. The record is from RefSeq and is a predicted model, not a curated record. The coding region runs from base 250 to 1251 and encodes 333 amino acids. Lineage: Eukaryota; Metazoa; Chordata; Chondrichthyes; Orectolobiformes; Rhincodontidae. Gene Ontology annotation, cellular component: membrane.